GAGAGCUGGCCGGCUGGAACGUGUUUCGCCCCCUCCGACGCCGCCGAGGUAGCGGCUUCACCUUUAAGGCGGCGCGGGGACUGCUGGGAAGGCCGGCGGGAUGGAGGCAGCGAGACGAGCUCACGGUCGAGGAUCCGGGUGAAGCGGGACAGGAGUAAGAGCCAGAGUCGGGCCAAAGGAGAAGGUGCAGGUCGGCGCCGGCUGUUUGGGCCGGGAGACCCAGUCAGGCCGGAUCGUGAGGAGCGGUUCAGACGGCACGACCAUGGCCACGAUGGUGCUUCCUCGAGAGGAGAAGCUGAGUCAGGACGAGAUAGUGCUGGGCACCAAGGCCGUUAUCCAGGGUUUAGAGACCCUUCGAGGGGAGCAUCGUGCCCUGCUAGCUCCCUUAGCUUCUCAUGAGGCAGGCGAGGCCGAGCCGGGCUCACAGGAGCGCUGCCUGCUCCUGCGCCGCUCCCUGGAGGCCAUCGAGCUGGGGCUUGGGGAGGCUCAGGUAAUUCUGGCAUUAUCAAGCCAUCUGGGGGCUGUGGAGUCAGAGAAGCAGAAGCUGCGGGCUCAGGUGCGGCGCCUGGUACAAGAGAACCAGUGGUUGCGUGAGGAGCUGGCAGGGACGCAGCAGAAGCUGCAGCGCAGUGAACAGGCGGUGGCUCAGCUGGAGGAAGAGAAGCAACACCUGCUGUUCAUGAGUCAGAUCCGAAAGCUGGAUGAGGAUGCUUCUCCAAAUGAGGAGAAGGGUGAUGUCCCCAAAGACUCCCUGGAUGACCUGUUUCCCAAUGAAGAUGAACAGAGCCCAGCCCCCAGUCCUGGAGGAGGAGACGUAGCUGCACACCACGGGGGCUAUGAAAUCCCAGCACGGCUACGUACCCUCCACAACCUAGUAAUCCAGUAUGCUUCACAAGGCCGCUAUGAGGUGGCCGUGCCCCUCUGCAAGCAGGCACUGGAGGAUUUGGAGAAGACAUCAGGCCAUGACCACCCUGAUGUGGCCACCAUGUUGAACAUCCUGGCACUGGUUUAUCGGGACCAGAAUAAGUACAAGGAUGCUGCUCACCUGCUCAAUGAUGCCCUGGCUAUCCGGGAAAAGACACUGGGCAAGGACCACCCAGCUGUGGCUGCAACCCUCAACAAUCUGGCUGUUCUGUAUGGCAAACGGGGCAAGUACAAAGAGGCUGAGCCACUGUGCAAGAGAGCAUUGGAGAUCCGGGAAAAGGUUCUGGGCAAGUUUCAUCCAGAUGUGGCGAAGCAGCUCAGCAACCUGGCCUUGCUGUGCCAGAACCAGGGCAAAGCCGAGGAGGUGGAAUACUACUACCGGAGAGCCCUGGAGAUCUAUGCCACACGCCUUGGUCCUGAUGACCCCAAUGUGGCGAAGACCAAGAACAACCUGGCUUCCUGCUACCUGAAACAGGGCAAGUACCAGGAUGCAGAGACCCUGUACAAGGAGAUCCUUACCCGUGCUCAUGAGAAGGAGUUUGGCUCAGUCAAUGGUGAGUCCAUGGUUGUCAUGUACCUCCAGUUCAUUUAAUAUAGUCCUACUCAGCCAGGAGUACCCAGGACAGUCCUUGGCCUUGCAAGCCAUCUUGCCUAGAGUUUGGCAGAAGCCUAAACUCACCUGUGGAUGGUACCUGCAGGAACCCACACACCCAGUUCAAUGCCCUGCCCAGACAAAUUGGCAAACCCCUUCCUCUGUCCUGUCUGUCUGACAGUCUGUCUGUCUCUCCCUCUCCCUCUCUCCCUCUCUCCCUCUCUCUCUCCUUCUCCCUCUCUCCCUCUCCCUCUCUCC
This is a messenger RNA of Grammomys surdaster, 1774 nucleotides long. It is a transcript of the gene Klc2, whose product is annotated as kinesin light chain 2. Gene Ontology annotation, molecular function: kinesin binding. The coding region runs from base 263 to 1516 and encodes 417 amino acids. Lineage: Eukaryota; Metazoa; Chordata; Mammalia; Rodentia; Muridae. Gene Ontology annotation, cellular component: membrane-bounded organelle; kinesin complex; cytoplasm. The transcript has 9 exons. Gene Ontology annotation, biological process: microtubule-based movement. The record is from RefSeq and is a predicted model, not a curated record.